This is a messenger RNA of Rhizophagus irregularis DAOM 181602=DAOM 197198, 410 nucleotides long. The record is from RefSeq and is a predicted model, not a curated record. Lineage: Eukaryota; Fungi; Glomeromycota; Glomeromycetes; Glomerales; Glomeraceae.
CCAUUAUUUUAAAUCAUCGAUAUCAACAAUCAAACAAACUCAUAUAAUCCACAAAGUAAUAAUAAGGGUAUGUUGGUUUGAUUUCUCGACUUGAUUCUGGAUUCACGUCUUCACGAUGCUAAUAAUUUUUCGAGUUCAAGGAUGUAUCACCAUUCUUGCAUUCGCCGAGAAAAUCGUGAUCAUGAUCGCCAGCAUGUUGUAUCAUUGGCACAAUGAAAUACUACGCAAUAUACCAAAUAUAUUUUCUGGCAAUGGCAUCCGAAUUCUUGAUGCUUGGCGUAGUAUUGUUCUUGUUUAUUUUUUUUUUAUCUCAUUGCUAAUCUUCCUAUAGAUUCGAAAUCAUUUCAUCUCGGUGUUCUCUUGUGGGAAAUGAUCUACUACAUAGCCUGUGUGAGUGAGAGCGAUAUAAA